Anopheles coustani is the source of this 1591-nucleotide messenger RNA. RefSeq names its product cytochrome P450 6a8-like. Gene Ontology annotation, molecular function: heme binding; monooxygenase activity; oxidoreductase activity, acting on paired donors, with incorporation or reduction of molecular oxygen. The record is from RefSeq and is a predicted model, not a curated record. NCBI's taxonomy places the organism in Eukaryota, Metazoa, Arthropoda, Insecta, Diptera, Culicidae. The transcript is spliced from 2 exons. The coding region runs from base 1 to 1509 and encodes 502 amino acids.
AUGUUACUCGAGAUAGCAGGAAUUAUACUAGCCAUCGUGGUGUCGUGUUACGCCUGGCUCAAACGGCGCUACCGGUUUUGGAAGGAUCGAAACGUGGAGUAUAUUGUGCCCGAGUUUCCGUUUGGCAAUUUUAAGACACUCGGUAAGGUGGAACACAUCGCACCGAUUACGCAGCGGCACUAUGAACACUUCAAGCGCCUGAACGUCCCCUACGGAGGUGUGUUUAUGUUGACCUCCCCGCUGCUGUACAUCUUCGAUACGAAGCUCAUCAAGACGCUGCUGGUGAAAGACUUCCAGUACUUCCCAAACCGUGGUGUCUACUUCAACGAGCGUGAUGAUCCACUCUCCGCGCACAUGUUCGCGAUCGAGGGUCAAAAGUGGCGUACGCUUCGUGCCAAGCUCUCCCCGACUUUCACCUCCGGUCGCAUCAAGACGACAUUCCCGCUGGUGACCGAAGUGUGUCGUCGAUUCUGUGAUCACCUGCUGGAGGAGGUGCAGCGGUCGAACGAGGUGGAAGUGCACGAUCUCCUAUCGCGCUUCACGAUCGACGUGAUCGGCGCGUGUGCCUUCGGCAUCGAGUGUAACAGCUUCCGGGAGCCGGACAACGAGUUUCGCCGGUACGGAAAGAUCGCGUUCGAUAAGCUACGCCAUUCGCCGCUGGUGGUGUACCUGAUGAAGGCGUUCCGGGCGCACGCGAACGCACUCGGCAUGAAGCAGCUGCACGAUGAUGUGUCGAGCUUCUUCCUGAACGUCGUCAAGGACACGAUCGAGUACCGGGAGCGGGAGAAGAUCGUGCGAAACGAUUUUAUGGAUCUGUUGGUGAAGCUUAAGAACACUGGGCGGUUGGAGGACGGCGGGGAAGAGAUCGGUCGGUUGACCUUCGAAGAAAUUGCCGCCCAGGCGUUCAUAUUCUUUACCGCCGGCUACGACACCUCUUCAACCGCCAUGUCGUACACGCUGUAUGAGUUGGCGUUGAACCAGGCGGCGCAAGAAAAGGCUCGACAGUGUGUCAAGGACACGCUGCAGAAGUACGGUGGGCAGGUUACGUACGAGGCCACUCACGAUAUGCCCUACCUGGAGCAGUGUAUCAGUGAAACACUCCGCAAACAUCCACCGGUAGCGAUUUUGGAGAGAAAUGCGGAUAAGGACUAUCGCCUACCGGACAGUGGGUUGCUGCUACGCCGUGGUCAGAAGAUUAUGGUCCCGAUCUACGCGAUGCACCGCGAUCCGGAACACUUCCCCGAACCGGACGAGUAUCGGCCGGAACGGUUCGAUCCGGAAGAGGUGGCUAAGCGCGACUCUCAUUGCUACCUGCCGUUCGGCGAGGGUCCACGCAUAUGUAUCGGCAUGCGGUUCGGUUCAAUACAGGCGAAGGUGGGCCUGGCUAAUCUGCUGAAUCGCUUCCGGUUCAGCGUUUGUGAUCGAACGCAGAUACCGGUGCAGUACUCGCGGACGAACUUCAUUCUCGGCCCGGCCAAAGGUGUUUGGCUUCGUGCGGAGAUUCUCUAGGAUCGUGGGGAGGAAGUACUGAAAUAAGUUAAGAAGUAGUAAUUAGCAACACGUUUGCAUGUAGUACCGAAUAGUUUCCAAA